Messenger RNA from Carassius auratus (goldfish), 2580 nucleotides. RefSeq names its product carbonic anhydrase 6-like. The transcript has 9 exons. Gene Ontology annotation, molecular function: zinc ion binding; carbonate dehydratase activity. The coding region runs from base 824 to 2383 and encodes 519 amino acids. The record is from RefSeq and is a predicted model, not a curated record. Lineage: Eukaryota; Metazoa; Chordata; Actinopteri; Cypriniformes; Cyprinidae.
UUGGCACAGCUUGUAAAAACAUGUCGUGACAGCUAUCAUAACUGUCAGUAGUGUGUGUUGAACAUCUUUGUUUGUGAUUAAAACAUGAGACAUAAGACAGGUGUUUUAUUUAGCCAGCAAUUUGACAAACAAUUGACAAGACUGUUUGCUACCAGGUAACAUGUUGUUGGUUUUCCCUUCUCUAGAAAAGAGAAAAGGUUCUCCCUAAGUCCACUAUCAUCUCCACUGUUUUGAGCAUGUUCAGCUCCAGGUUGUUAAGACCGCAGUCAUCAUUUAAUGUAAUUAUUUGGAACAUGGUUUAUUUAUUAACAACAAGUUACCUGUUUCAAAUGACUUCCUGAAGUGUGUUUAUAGUGUCCUUUCUAAUCACUCAGACACUGACGUUUUGUCUCAGUACCAGCAACAUGUCAGAAGUGCGCACGAGAAAGUGCCAGUACGCUAAAGACUAAAAUACUCAAGUGUCGGUUCUGUGUACCGGUGGUGCGUACCGGCCCACUUCAAGCACUGGUUUAGAUAUUAAAAGUACAGCUAUAGAAAAGCAAAUUCUAUAUAAAUUCAAAUAUCAUUUUAAAAAGGUGCACCCUUAAGGUAAACAUGAAAAAGAAAAAAAGAGAAACCACUGAACAAAACUAGACUGACCAGUUGGUGAAUCCUGAGAACUACAGAUGCUUCAAACAUUUAUUUGCCGAUACGUCAAAGCUUCUCUAAAUGACCAUGUUACUACACGCCUUUGGCAUUCUGGGUGUCACUCUGCACCUCUUUACAAUCCUGUGAACGAGACUGUUAGAGCAUACAUCACACGCAGAGUCUGUGCACGCUGAGCAUGGAGCUGUUUGUAGUCCUGUUAUACACCGGAUUGGUGAAUUUCGUAUCAGCUGGAAUAGAUGGACAGAAAUGGACAUAUUCAGAAGGAGAAGUGGACCAGAAGCACUGGGCAGAAAAGUUUCCCGAGUGCGGCGGCGACCAGCAGUCUCCCAUUGACAUACAGCGGCGCAAAGUGCGCUACAAUCCGGGAAUGCUGCAGCUCGAGCUGACGGGAUAUGACGAAAUGCGCGGCAACUUUCGCAUGACCAACAAUGGACACUCUGUGGAAAUAAAUCUGCCACAGACUAUGAAGAUUACCAAGGGGUUUCCAGACCACUACACUGCUGUCCAAAUGCAUCUGCACUGGGGAGGCUGGGAUUUAGAGGAAAGUGGAUCAGAGCACACAGUGGAUGGCAUCCGCUACAUGGCAGAACUGCAUGUUGUUCACUACAACUCUGAUAAGUACAGCAGCUUCCACGAGGCCAAAGAUAAACCAGAUGGUCUUGCAGUUCUGGCCUUUUUUUAUGAGGAUGGUCAUUUUGAGAACACGUACUACAGCGAUUUCGUUUCAAACCUGGCAAACAUCAAGUAUGCAGGUCAGGCUAUGAAUAUCACUAACUUGAACGUACGCUCCAUGCUUCCGGAAAACUUGAGUCACUUUUUCAGAUAUCAGGGCUCUCUCACCACACCGCCGUGCCAUGAGAGCAUUCUGUGGACUGUAUUUGAUACGCCCAUCACACUCUCUCACAAUCAGAUCCGAAAAUUGGAGAGCACAUUAAUGGACCAUGAAAAUAAGACCCUGUGGAACGACUACCGCAUAGCCCAGCCUCUGAAUGAGAGAGUGGUGGAGUCCUCUUUCCUCCCACGCCUGAGCAAAGGAGGAAUUUGCCGUCAGGAGGAAAUUGAAGCCAAGCUGAAGAGGAUUGAGAGCCUUAUUGUGUCAAUGGACAAAAAAAUGGUUUCAGGCCUGCAACAUGUAUCUCCACUGGUCCUCUACUUCCCAAAAAAGAAUGUGGAGAGUUACGCCAUGGUGGUGUUAUCCCACCCCAUGAACCUCCAAUCCUUCACAGCCUGCAUGAAUGUCCGUAUAAUGCCCAUACCAGACCUUACCGUGCUUUCUUACUCCACGGAACUUGACAAUGAGCUCAUGAUCACUUUGGGCACUGAAGUGGGUCUCUGGAUCGGAGAUGAGUUUGUAAAUUUACCAUUCGAACACCAAUCCAACAAUUGGACAAACUACUGCUUUACCUGGGCAUCACACACAGGAGGGGUUGAACUGUGGGUGAACGGACUGGUCGGGAAAGAGCGGUACAUUCGGGCAGGAUACACCAUUCCAGCUGGAGGAAACCUAAUUUUGGGAAAGGACCAGGAUGGCCUUUUAGGGAUCUCGGACAGUGAUGCUUUUGUAGGGCACAUGACCGAUGUAAAUGUGUGGGAUUAUGUGCUGACUGCAGCAGAGAUUAAGGAGCAAAUGUUGUGUGAUAAUGGCAAGGUGAAAGGGAAUGUCCUGAGCUGGGCAAUCACUCCGCUCAGUCUGUAUGGAGGAGUUCAGCUGCAGACUGAGCAGGUUUGCCUCUGAGAGAGAAAGAGAUUUUUUUCAAACAAACGUCAAUAUCAGCAAUAUUAGCUCUGCUAACUUGAACUUUCCCUGGGGAGUAACUGCAAGUAAGAAAGAUAAUCUAUUUUAAAUACAAGCAUUUCAAUGUAUUUUUACCCAACUGAAUACUGUGAAUCAUAUCUGAAGAAUUUCAAUAAACAUUUGCAUUCUUAACCUUC